AACAAUAAACGAAAUAUUACUCAAAACAAUAAAAAUGAAAAAUUUCCAGAUUUAUAGUAAUAAAUUUUAUGUACUCCUUAAAUAAAAUAAAAUUAAUAAAUAACUCCUUCUAAUUCUGAAACAAAAAGCAAACUUCCAUCUCUAAAUAUAUAUAAUCCAAGACAAUAAUAUUAAAAUUAUGAAUAAAAAAAACAAAUUCCAUAUAAUUUAAGUAUUAAUAAUAGCUAAUUAUUUUAAAGUACGAUAGGAAAAGGAUAACAAUAAAAUUAAAAAUUAAAUAAUUCUAAUAAUAAUAAUACUUUAGGUAAAUUUGAAUAACUUGGAGGUUAAGUUAAUUUUUUAAAUUUUUAAAUGAGAACAAAAGCAGGAUGUACAGUUUAAAGGAUGACAAAAAUAAAUUAAGAUACAGCUAUUUUGAUUCCUAAAAUUCUAUAAGAAAUUAAUAUUUAUUAAUUUUCAGUUUGUGAUGGACAUGGUGAAUAUGGACAUCUAGUAUCAUAAUAUAUAAAAAAUAAUUUUCCUAAAAUUCUUUAUAAAUACUUAAAAGAAAACGAUACUUAAAUAACACCUGAUUAUAUCAAAAAUUCCAUACUUAGUGCUACAAAAUAAACAAAUUAGGAAAUCUUUCAAAGUAAUAUUGACUCGUAUUUAAGUGGUUCAACAUUUGUUUCAGUUUUUAUUCAUGAAAAUAAACUUUAUUGCUCUAAUGCAGGUGAUUCUAGAGCCAUAGUAGGCAAAUAAACAAAAGGAGCAUCCAAUUUCUUCUUUCAAAAUAUAUCCACAGACCACAAACCAAACUUAGAAAGAGAAAAGUUCAGAAUAUUAAAAGCUGGAGGACGUAUAUAAUAACAAAGAGAUUUAAGUGGAUAACCAAUAGGGCCACUUCGUGUUUGGUAAUUUAAAAAUGAUAUUCCAGGUUUAGCAAUGACAAGAAGUUUAGGUGAUAAAGCAGCUGCUAUUGCAGGAGUUAUUUGUGAACCAGAAAUAUAUGAAAUGGAUAUUUAAGAUGAAGAUAAAUUUAUUAUUGUGGCUUCAGAUGGAGUUUGGGAACAUUUAAAUGAUUAGUUUGUAACUAAUAUUGUUGGAUAGUUUUAUAAUAAAGGAGAUUGCGAUUUAGCAGCUGAAAAAUUAAUGAUUGAAUCUAUAAAAUCAUGGAAAAAGGAAAGCUUUUGUAGAGAUGAUAUUACUUGCAUUGUUAUUUUUUUAAAUAAAAAUAGUUGAGUAUUAUAUUUUUUAUUUUUUGUUUUUAUUAUUUUUGGAAUUUUUUUUAGUUUUU
This is a messenger RNA of Ichthyophthirius multifiliis, 1276 nucleotides long. Its product is annotated as protein phosphatase 2c, putative. Gene Ontology annotation, molecular function: protein serine/threonine phosphatase activity. The transcript has 8 exons. Gene Ontology annotation, biological process: protein dephosphorylation. Lineage: Eukaryota; Ciliophora; Oligohymenophorea; Hymenostomatida. The record is from RefSeq and is a predicted model, not a curated record.